AAUUACAAAAGCCCCCCCACCUCCAAAACAAGGAUGCAGAGUAGAGAGAGGAGGGACGCAUCCAAAAGCCAUUUCUAGAGCGAGAAAAAUCGUGGCUUAGAGAGAGAAAUCGGCCCUUCUCUCUCUCUCUACCGGUAACUGCUCAAUGGAGCUUCCAUGGCAGAUCUCGAAACCCUAGCUUCUCGCGUUCUUGGAUAGGUAUCCGCAAUUGCUCGCGGGAUAACCCUGCCUGGCUCGAAUCGGAAUCAGUUCGCCGUCAACCGGAGCUCCGUCUCGGCCUGUCUCCUGUGUUGAGCUUCUGGCUUCGUUUUGUUCGAUUCUGGAGAUCUCUGGAUAAUUGGAGCCAGCUUCGUGGAAGGUUCUCUGCUCUAGCUGCGGGCAUUGGCGUUUCCAGAUCGUUCGGGGACGAGGACGUGUUAGUUUCCGCGAUUCAUUGCGUUUCUGCGCGAGCUUCAAGGGGAGGAGAUAUCCGAUAGCGUCGGUUCGAUUAGCUCUCUUCUAGGUCUGUACGCGUGCUCGCUGUUUAGCAUUGUCGAGGUGGAGCUGCGUCACGAGGGUUCGAGAUUCCGUGGUGGUUUCCGUGGGGUAUGGUCAUGGUGUUGUAGUCGCUUCGCUGUUCGAAGGAGAUAAUAAAUAUGGACGAUAGGGGAGGGUCUUUUGUCGCCGUCAGAAGGAUUUCUCAAGGCAUCGAGAGGGGCAAUCAAUGCCAUUCAACUUCAGCUGAAGUUGUGGCAGGCUCGGCAGCAUGGAUUGGUCGAGGUCUUUCUUGCGUUUGUGCACAGAGACGAGAGAGCGAUGCCCGUCCCUCAUUUGAUUUAACUCCUGCCCAGGAGGAAAGCUUGCAGAGGCUUCAAAGCCGCAUAGAUGUUGCCUAUGAAAGUUCUAUUCUGGAACACCAGGAAGCUCUAAGGGCACUGUGGCAUGCUGCCUUUCCAGAAGAGGAACUUGGUGGUUUAAUAUCUGAACAAUGGAAGGAAAUGGGUUGGCAAGGGAAGGACCCAUCCACUGAUUUUAGGGGCGGUGGUUUUAUAUCAUUGGAAAACUUGCUGUUCUUUGCUAGGAAUUUUCCGAAAUCCUUUCAAGAUCUUCUGAGGAAACGGGAAGGUGAUCGGUCAUUGUGGGAAUACCCUUUUGCUGUAGCUGGCGUGAACAUCACAUUCAUGCUUAUCCAAAUGCUUGAUCUUGAAGCAGUUAAGCCACGGACGUUUGUUGGAGCUACUUUCUUGAAGUUCCUUUCCGAAAAUGAAUCAGCGUUUGAUCUUCUAUACUGCAUCACGUUCAAGCUGAUGGACAAUCAGUGGCUUGCCAUGCGUGCAUCAUAUAUGGAUUUUAAUGCUGUGAUGAAAUCUACCCGCCGUCAAAUGGAAAGAGAGCUGCUGCUUGAAGAUGUAAUGCGUCUUGAGGACUUGCCCUCGUAUGGCCUUCUUGCUCGCUAGUGUGGCUCUGUAAGUCCAAAAAGUGGUCGAUGUAGAAGCAGGUUUCGUAGAGUGAACAACGAGGUUACCUUUUUUUAGUCUCUCUCUCUAGAUCAUGUUUGUACGUCACGCUACGCUCAUAAAAUGGCUUUACAUUUACAGUUCUGAGUGUUAUCCUUGAUUCUUUUGGAGAAUUCGAACCUGGUUUCCGAAGUCUGUAACUUAGAGUGGCCCUUAAUGUGUGAUU
Molecule: messenger RNA, 1662 nt
Organism: Rhodamnia argentea
Lineage: Eukaryota; Viridiplantae; Streptophyta; Magnoliopsida; Myrtales; Myrtaceae
Product: ELMO domain-containing protein B
Exons: 9
Coding region: 636-1436 (266 amino acids)
Source: RefSeq, a predicted model, not a curated record